Messenger RNA from Perkinsus marinus ATCC 50983, 894 nucleotides. RefSeq lists its product as hypothetical. Lineage: Eukaryota; Perkinsozoa; Perkinsida; Perkinsidae. The coding region runs from base 1 to 894 and encodes 297 amino acids. The record is from RefSeq and is a predicted model, not a curated record. The transcript has 4 exons.
AUGGAUCAAGGCUACUUGAUGAUGACUGUGUCUCAAUUGAAGGAUCAAAUAUAUGAUGAUGGGAAGGAGGAGAGGAAGGAGGAGAAGGGUGUCUGGAGGGAAUGUGUUGACAUGAUGGGCUCUGUGGUAUCGGCAUUAAGGGAAUUGCAAGGGGACUCGAAGGAGAAGGAGCCAUUAGCAUUGGGAUUAGAGUUAUGCUAUGGUCGUAUUAAUAGGAUGAAGUUCGUUAAAAGUAAGGACAUCAAAGCCUUAUGGCAGUUUAGUAAGGAUAACCCAACUACUCAACUGCAUGCAUUGGAUGUAUCACCAGGGGAGGCCGCUAAGGAGGUAUUCCGUGAUAUGCCUCUUGUUGGUAUUAUACGAGUAGCUUGGUACGUUAUAAUGAGGCGAUUGUUGUCACCAUUAGCUGAGAGGGUCUUGCUAUGGCGGAUACUCUAUUACCCUACUGUAGAGCGAAUGCCUGUGGUAGAUGAAUGGAUUAUGCGAUGGAGAGUUCCUACACCAGUUAUGAAGAUAAUAAGAUCGAUGAUGGCAACAGCUAGUACGGUCGAUGAUAUUAGAGAUGCUAUUGAAAAGAAGUAUCCCCCUUCUAAGGAGAGGUCUAGCUACUUACAAGAUAGUACUCUUGAUCCUAUGGGAUACAUCCAACUGUGUGAUAAAUAUAAGAUCGAUAAACGAUUACAGGAGGUUGUUAUUGAUAUGCGUGAUGAGUAUAUGUAUCGUGCACUAUGGAGAUUGGCAUGUAAACAUAAUAGAGUAAUAGCAGUGGUUGGAGAGAACCAUGUAAAGGGUAUACACAAACGAUGGAUGGCUAAUGACACUGGGAAGAGACUCUCUCCGGGUAUAUGUGAUGUUAAGGGAGAUCGAUCCAUUGAUGGUAUGGUCGGUCUCUAG